Messenger RNA from Argiope bruennichi, 2730 nucleotides. Its product is annotated as calcitonin gene-related peptide type 1 receptor-like. The transcript is spliced from 11 exons. NCBI's taxonomy places the organism in Eukaryota, Metazoa, Arthropoda, Arachnida, Araneae, Araneidae. Gene Ontology annotation, cellular component: plasma membrane. The record is from RefSeq and is a predicted model, not a curated record. Bases 5 to 1237 code for a protein of 410 amino acids. Gene Ontology annotation, biological process: adenylate cyclase-modulating G protein-coupled receptor signaling pathway; cell surface receptor signaling pathway. Gene Ontology annotation, molecular function: peptide hormone binding; G protein-coupled peptide receptor activity.
AGCGAUGACGGGGGUUGCCCGGAGCGCUCAGUCGCGGCAGGGAAGUGGCGGAAGGAAGAUGAACGUCCUCUCCGAGGAGGAGUGCUACAAGACCUACGAGGAAGGUGGUGAAAAUGGUUGUCCAGCUGCAUGGGACAGUCUCUUCUGUUGGCCUCCUACCGCCGCAGGAAGUACCGUCUCGCUUCCUUGCUCCUACAUCUUCCCGUUUCUGAGGCAGGACAAUGCGACAGCUGUCGCCUUUCGUAUUUGUGACUAUGAAGGUAAUUGGUCAAAUGGAGGGUGGACCAACUACAGUGAAUGCGAAAAGCUGGAAAUUGAGGAAAGAGAUCCUGUUUCGCCAUUUGCCAUUAGCAUCAUCCUCCUGACAGUCUCCUCAAUCUCUCUGAUCUCCCUUUGCGCAGCUCUCGUGGUUUUCUCAACAUUCCGGAGUUUAGAGUGUCCCAGGGUCCGCGUCCAUCGCCAGUUGUUGCUGUCCCUCCUCCUGCAUGCUUUUAUGUUGAUCGGUGUUGCCGCAGCCGGAUUGCAUCCUGCUCAACUCCUGCGCCAUGCGGAUUGGCUCUGCAAGACCUUGCUCGUUCUCAAGACAUACAGCGCCAUGGCCAGCGUCCACUGGAUGUUCGUUGAGGGCCUGCUACUGCAUGCUUCUGUCACGACUUCCGUUUUCGACAGGCACGCUCCUUUCCCCCUCUACUACUCUUUAGGAUGGGGCAUUCCUGCACUGUGUGUUCUGAUAUGGGUGGUGCUAAUGUCUCUGCACUGGAAAAAAGGCUGCUGGGAAGGAUACGGACAUUCUCCUUUCAUCUGGUUUAUCACAGCGCCCAUGAUCGUCGCACUAUUGGUCAACGCCGUCUUCCUAGUUAACAUCAUCAGAAUACUCAUCAUGAAAAUGAGAACCAAUUCUGCCAUUGAGAGCAAACAAAUCAGACAGGCGGUACGUGCUACUUUGCUGCUCUUCCCUCUACUGGGUGUCACUCACCUGCUGUUCUGCGUCAACCCCGGAGGUCGAUGGGAGCCCUUUUACAUGCUCGUCAACGCACUCCUCCAGUCGUCACAGGGAUUGUUUGUUUCCGUUUUGUAUUGUUUCCUGAAUUCUGAGGUGCAGUCCGUUCUUAGGAGGGCAUAUACUCGAAGACGGUCUUCUACGUGGAGACAUCGUUCUUCUCGAGUUCUGGCCACCAGUCUCACCACUCAACUACCACCACCACCUCCACACGAGGAGGAAACAGCUUUAACUUGAAAACAUCUCGUACUUUUUGAAACCAUUCAAUGCAAGGAAUCAUUAGUGAAAAAUACAAGAAAGUGCUGACAAAAGCAGAAGCCUUUGGAUUUAAAGCUGAUGAGUGGCCGAGCUGGUUUUGUAUUGUAAAUGAUGGAUCUAUGGUAUAAGGAAACAACUGUGCUUAGUGGAGUUAAUAUCAUCAAAUAUACAUGACAAGUGUAACUGUGGGUGUCACUUGUGUUUAAUUGCAUUCGUUUCAUAUGUUUUAGUGCCACAACCUUUUUCCUUUUUCAAUAUGAUUAUAAAACCAAACUGCGCAGUGCUCUUGAUGCAUAUCAUGAACGCAGGAAUUGAUUCCAUGGUGGAUGUGCCAACUUUCUUCAAAUACAACGGAAGGUAUUUUAAUGUGGAAUGAAGAAAAUUUUCAAUUCUUUUUCUUUAAAAAGAAUCGAAGAAUACUUUAAAAGCCAUUGGUAGUUAUAAUGCUACAGAUUACUGUAAAAGCCAUUGGCAGCUAUGAUGUUACAGAUUACUCAAAGAACCAUUGGCAGUUAUGAUGCCACAGAUUACUCAAAGAGCCAUUGGCAGUUAUGAUGUUACAGAUUACUCAAAGAGUCAUUGGCAGUUAUGAUGUCGAAAUUCGAUUCUUGAACAUAUUUGUUAUAUGUUAGGAACUAUUCUUACAUCAAAGGAUAGAAAAGUGUCUCUUGUAUGUGUGUUAUUUUCUUAUUUUACUGUAGAUGUCAGUAUGUAUAGACAGAUGAAAGAUUUUUGGCUAAUUUUAUGACGGAUCAUUAUGUUAUGAAAUUGAAAACACCACCUAUCUCAGGUUUUCUGGCAAUAUAAGCACUGUGAAACAAUUUGCUGUGAAAAAAUGAUAAAUGCGACAAACCUUUCGAUGAAUUGUUAUGUUAUAGCCAGUUUGCUGGAGGACAAUUUCUCGCUCAAGAGCGUGAAAUUGUAGUCUGAUUAUUGGUAAAUUUGCUGGAUCCAAGGGAGAGGACUGGAAGAUAUUACUGAUUUUGCCCUUCAAAUUGACUAUUUAAGGUAUCCGACUAGAUUAAAAAUAUAAAUUUGGAUGAAAAUUGGCAUUUUUUUUUUAAAAAAAGAAGGUAUGUUUCUGUUUCCAGUAAUAUCUUUGUUUUGUCUAUAUCUCAAUUUGAAGUCAAGUUUUAACAAUCCAUUAACACAUAAUUGAUGAUUAUUUAUAUGCAUUUAUAAACUUUAAACUCAUUUUCUGACGAACGAAUUUUUUUCAUAAUUCUACUGUACAAGCAUCGUCAUAUCUCAAAAAAUAAUCAAGAUAUCUUAAUGAAAUUUAUAAUUAGUGCUCGUUAUGUUAUGCAGAAUGUAAUGAACUAUGGAUUUGAUGUUGAAGGCUCUAGAAGAGGAUUUAAGAUUACUUAAUGUAAAUGCUGUUGAAAAAAUUCCAAAAUUUCAUAGAUAAUUUCAUAUAUUGCAUGCAGAAAUUUUAUUUUUGAAUAUAAUUCUUAGAUAAUAGUUACACUCUA